Molecule: messenger RNA, 2745 nt
Organism: Strongylocentrotus purpuratus (purple sea urchin)
Lineage: Eukaryota; Metazoa; Echinodermata; Echinoidea; Camarodonta; Strongylocentrotidae
Product: metabotropic glutamate receptor 2-like
Exons: 2
Coding region: 1-2745 (914 amino acids)
Biological process (GO): regulation of synaptic transmission, glutamatergic; G protein-coupled glutamate receptor signaling pathway
Cellular component (GO): membrane
Molecular function (GO): group II metabotropic glutamate receptor activity
Source: RefSeq, a predicted model, not a curated record
AUGGAUCUACGAUCAGUGGUCUGUGCCUUGAUGAUGUGGACAUUCUUAAAUGUAUCAGGUGACCAUGUCGAGUACAGUGACAUCACUUACAGGAAAGAUGGUGAUCUGAUCCUUGGUGGGUUAUUCCCUAUCCACGAAACGGGUCCUUCUGGGUUGAGGUGUAGUGAGCUCCGGGAGACAGAGACCUUGCAUCGCUUAGAAGCCAUGGCGUUCGCUAUCGAAGAGAUCAACAACCUCACAGACAUUCUGCCAGGUGUGACACUAGGAUUCGAGAUCAGAGACACGUGUUCCGAUGUUUCCAUGACGCAGAUAGGAGCUUUGAAGUUCCUUCCGUCGGACUUCACCCGCGGGGCUACCUGUCCGAUGUCGACCAACGCGAGCACGUUAUUGGAAGCCAGUCCGAUCAUAGGGGUGGUGGGUACAGAGAUGAGCAAGACGACAAUGUCUGCAGCCCAACUUCUUGGUUUGAACCAUGUACCUGUCGUGAGCUAUUAUGCAACAAGUGAUGACCUGUCUGAUACGAUCCAGUAUCCAUAUUUCUUGAGGGUAGUUCCACCUGACAGACUCCAGGUACAGGCGAUGCUGGAGCUUAUCCGGACUUAUGAAUGGUCCUACAUCUAUCUCCUGCACUCGGACGACAGCUAUGGGACAAACGCGUUCCAAGAAAUUGUUCGCGUUGCGGAUGAGAUUGGCGUUUGUCUUGCGGAAACUUGGGAGAUUGGAUCUCAAUUAACAGAAGAAGACUUUGAUAAUAUUAUUAUGAACAUGCAGAUGAGGUCUCAGGCAAAGGUCGUGAUCCUCUUCAUAAAUGUAGUAGAAGCCAACAGCUUUUUUGCUGCAUUAAGGAGAAGUGGGGCAGUCGGGGAUUAUCAGAUUUUGGGCAGCGAUGGAUGGGGAAUGAGUAUUGGGGAAAUUGAGACUUUAAACAGGCCGGCUGCUCUUGGGUCACUCAAGACUCAUCUCUUCUCGGCUCAUGUGCAGAAUUUUGAAGACCACUUCCUGGGACUGACACCCACAAAAUCCCAUGACAAUCCGUGGUUUCAAGAGUACUGGAACUCCAGUAGGAACUGUUCGUUCAUCAAGCACGGCGCAUCCUGUCUCUCAAGUACAGGCUUCAGUGCUGGAAGUGCUGUAUCCUUGGUUUUAGAUGCAGUCUCUACUUUGGCUCUAGGCCUUUCUGAAAUGCACAAGGACCUAUGUCAUGGUCAGUCUGGGAUCUGCCCAGCCAUGACGCCGUUUGAUAGUGCACUUCUCUUUGACUACAUGACUAACCUAUCCUUUGAGGGUCAGUCAGGAUUUGUGACCUUUGACAGUGGAGGGGAUGCGAUCGGCCGCUAUGUCAUUGACAACAUCCAAGUUGAAAAUAUCAACUAUGAGUUGGUGAAGGUCGGUCUCUGGAGUGCCAUCCAGGGAAACCUCUUGGUAAUGAACAACUCAAACGUGGUCUGGGGACCUGAAGAAUCCCGUCUAGUCGGAACUGCUCCUCUGUCGUACUGCAGUGAUCCCUGUGGGAAUGGUCAAAUUUAUAUCCCUCGAGAAAACGUCUGCUGCUGGUCAUGCUUGAACUGUUCUGAUGAUGAAAUCACGAUGAUAAAUCAGACAGCUUGUUUGAAAUGUAACCAACGAGCUGCUCCCGAUGACGACCAACUCAACUGCAUCCUUGUAGAAGCUAAAUACAUCCUGUGGAACGAUCCUUUGGCGAUUAUGUUGACAGUUUUAGCGAUUGGUGGACUUAUCCUGGUUUCAAUGGUGCUCUUCUUUUACAUCAGCAAUCGGAACAACUUGUUGAUCAAAGCCUCCAGCCGUGAACUGUGUAGUAUCAUUCUAGUUGGUAUUUAUCUCUCAUACAUUCUUGUCUUUUUCCUCGUUGCCAAACCGACUUUCGGCACCUGUCUUAUCUGUCGCAUGAUGCUUAUGCUCUCCUUCACCAUCAUCUACGCUCCAAUAUUGACGAGAGUCAACAGGAUAUACCGCAUCUUUGAUCGCGCACAAAGGUCUGUCCGGAGACCUGGAUGUAUCAGCCCGACGUCACAAGCAAUAAUCGCUGUCAUUCUCAUCGGUGUUCAGGUUCUGGUAAACACUGUGUGGAUGAUCCUCGUGCCUCCUGCAGCGGAGGAGGAGUUGGUUGCCCCACAACGAGUCGAGCUAGUGUGCAACUUUUCGAGCCAAGAAAUCAUCACCUCGCUCAGCUACAACGUUAUCUUGCUCACCCUGUGCAGCAGCUUCGCCUUCAUGACGCGUAAGGUUCCAAACAACUACAACGAAUCUCGCUUCAUCGCCCUCUGCGUAUACACCGUCCUCGUCAUCUGGAUCGGGUUCAUCUCUAGUUACUUCGCCAUCAACGACGCCAAACUCAAGGUCGUCGUCCUCUCCCUCGCCAUGAUCUGCAACGGCACCAUCACUCUCUGUUUCAUGUUCCUUUCGAAGCUCUACGCCAUCUAUUUCGAGAAGGAAGUCAUCAUCAACCCUACAACCUACAACGGAUCAGGCAGAGGGACUACGACCGGGGAAACCAGUGAAGGCAAUCAGGAUAUUGACGUUCGCGUUGAGGAAGGUGGCGGUGGUGAGAAAAAAAGCACUUCAAAGUUUCGGAAAGCUACAGUUCGGCCAUCGGGAGAGGACUUCCAAGCUAAGCAAUCGUACGGUGUGGCAGCCACCGAGAAAAAUACCCUUAAGGGACGUCCGUACCCACCUCGAGAGAAAAAGUGUUCAACUAUAUCAGGAUCGGAGAGCAGCUGCAGCUGA